Messenger RNA from Oncorhynchus masou masou (cherry salmon), 6409 nucleotides. RefSeq names its product sodium channel subunit beta-4-like. Gene Ontology annotation, biological process: regulation of sodium ion transmembrane transporter activity; cardiac muscle cell action potential involved in contraction; regulation of ventricular cardiac muscle cell membrane repolarization. The record is from RefSeq and is a predicted model, not a curated record. Gene Ontology annotation, cellular component: voltage-gated sodium channel complex; plasma membrane. The transcript is spliced from 5 exons. NCBI's taxonomy places the organism in Eukaryota, Metazoa, Chordata, Actinopteri, Salmoniformes, Salmonidae. Gene Ontology annotation, molecular function: sodium channel regulator activity; transmembrane transporter binding. The coding region runs from base 655 to 1353 and encodes 232 amino acids.
GGAGACACAUACUGCCUGCCUGCUGCCUGUAGCAUUUGUGCCUGAGCUCCAGGCUCUGCUGUCCCCUCCGCUCCCUCCCCCGCAUGCAGCUCUCCAUCAGGGGGAACGAUGACAUCCUCUCUCCCCUGACUGCCUCGGACUGCUCCACAGCUCUGUGGUGCAGACGCUCGCUCUCUCUGAGUGAGUUUUUCCCUCCCCUCUGCCUGGUCUAGCUCUCAGGCUGUGGGAUUCAGUGGAUAAUCAGUGUGUCGGCGAGCAAGAGUGAGGGACUGAAGCAAAGAGAGAGAGAGAAAGCCUGGAUCAGGUGCAGCAGCCUUGACUUUGUCUGUCUCUUUCUGUCUGUUUUCUGCCUGGCACAUACAGAAGUGUAGACAGAACUCAUAAUUCAGCAAUUAGCCUUCCUUCACCCUCUUUCAACCUGCUCUGGGACUCAUCGCAACGAAGGAGAGAAGAGGAGGGAGACACUCAUCGCAGGACUUUGCAGAGUGACAAGUAUUGUUUUUUAUUUUAUUUGCUCGCUCUACGUCCUACUUUGCCCUACCCCUCCCCUCUAUCCCACCCGCACCCCUGCUUGCUCCAGCCAACACACACCCGCACACCCAGAGUGCGUAUCCAGGGGCAGACAGACAGAUAAACAGACGGACGCAGUAGGAUAUGGAGUCCAAAGGAAGCGGCAGGUUCUCUAUGUCCAGGUCUUUGAGCUCAGGAGACACCGUCCACGCCAGUGUUGUCGUCACACUUCUGCUCGGGGUAUGGUGUGCUUCAGCGCUGGAGGUGUCAGUGGGGAAGGUGCCCUUCAUGGAGGCAAUGAACGGCAGCACGGUGCUGUUACCCUGCACCUACUCCAGCUGCAUCGGCAUCAAGAACCUCUACUUCAACUGGCACUACAACGACAACGGCACCUUCAUGAAGCUGUGUGAGGCAGUGAUCCCCAUAGAAGGUGUGGAACCACGGGUGCAGGUGUACCACGAGCGGAUAGAGUUUGUGGGCAGCAGUAAGCACAACAACAUCUCCAUCCUGCUGUUCAACGUGACCUUCGAGGACGAGGGAGAGUACACCUGUUUCGCCCGGAAUCCCAAGGAGAAGCAUCGCAACCAUAGCGCCAUCUUCACCCUGUUCGUGGUGGAUGAGUUGAAAGUGGUUGACAAUACCGUAACCACCAUCAUUGUGUCUGUCGUGGGCGGAGUCAUUGGCUUGAUCGUCGUUGUCAUGGUGACAAAGACUGUGGUGCUCCUCAUCCUAAAAAAGUCUGCAGAGAAGAAUAAAGAGUGCCUUGUGAGCUCAGGACAGGACAACACAGACAAUGAACUCAACGCAGCCAAAGCGGACAACAAAGCCACACCGAAGGCAUGAAACAUAUACACCUGUGUAUAUGUGCAUACAGUAUAUGUCUGUACAUGUACACAUGCAAAUAUAUUGCACAGACAUAGAAAGAAAGCUAUUAUCAAUGGACUGUUUUAUCUAUCUAUUUAUCUAUCUAAUGACACAAGUAUAACAUGAACCAAUGUGAAAUCAUAUGUCAUAUGUCAUAUGUGCUUGAGAUUUGGGGAACAUGAUAGGUGAUCAGGGCUGGAUCAGACACACUCCAAUGACACACCUUAUGUAUUGUGUAUUCAGAUUGGGUUUUAAUUGCAGAAUUUAUCUGAAUCAGCUCAAAGUCUAUUUACUGUACAAGCAUUUCUGGAAUCAACAUCGACGUCUCACCAGUUACUCAUUCAUGUUCACGACGUAAAAAUGGCAGAUUGACGUUUAUUGGGAUGAAUCUUGUCAUGGGGGCAGAGCUGAGCAUUUUCCGCUAGAUUUAAGGUUAGGAUUUAUAUAUAAGGUUAACAGUGUAAUUACGGUCAGGGUUAAGGUCAGGUUUAAACCAGAGGAGGCUGGUGGGAGGAGCUAUAGGAGGACCGGCUCAUUGUAAUGGCUGGAAUGGAAUUGAUGGGACGGAUUAGAACGUGGUUUCCAUAUGUUUCAUGUGUUUUGCAUUUAUUUGCAUUUAUUCCAUUCCAGUCAUUACAAUGAGCCCGUCCUCCUAUAGCUCAUCCCACCAGCCUCCUCUAGUUUAAAAUGACAUUUUAAGACUUUGUGGCUUGGCCAGAAGUGACCACCCUGCAGAACUGCCUCCAAGACAAGAUUCAUCCCAAUGAAUGCCAACCUGCAUAAAGACUCAAACACACACAGUAACUCCCAUACUGUCAAGUUUUACUAACUGCCCUUUUGUAUAUCUAUAACAGCUAUAUAAUAUAUAAUAUAUAAUAUUCUGACCAUCUCUUCAGCUCUUUUGAUUAAGAGCCAUAUUUAAGGUUGCCAAUGGAGAUUCUUUAUACUCUCUGCAAACCUUUUACAGGGAGCAAACAGCUUCCCUCCUUUAACUAUAAGGAACGUUUACAGUCCAUUUUUGAUGCAGAACAAAUUUCACACAGUGUCAAUUGUGCCUAUCCCAUAGGUUACACAGUAACUGAAAGAUGUUUACAACAAUUCUCAAUGAUACAGUUACUGAGGUCAAGGCUCUUCAUUAGAUCUGCAUACUGAACACAAAUACUGUUCAGAAGCUUCGGAAGGCAAAGCAGUGGCCUGGUCAUGAGGACAAUGUCACAGCGGGGGAAAGGAGUGUGACAAAGGAGAAGAGGAAGAAGGGAGUCAUUGGAGUGUAUGUUAGAUCCAGCCCAGAAAUGGUUUGAGUCAUUUUUGCAUUAGAUGAAGCACAGGUGCCUGUUUUCACUGCCUGCUCCCUUCGCUUUUCGGGAACCUCAAAACCGCUGCGAAAAACACACAAAAAAAACCCAGAUGUAAUAUAAAAAAUGAAUUCAAGUUUAUGAUGCCGCUUCUAACUAAUAACAAAUGCAUUUUUUUUUCGCAUGUGAAUGUUGCUUAUAUAUGAAACACGUCCAUACCCCGGGAAAGACUGCUGUCUAGUGUGCUGUCAUCACCUGGCCUGUAUGUAUAGUGAAUCUGUAGGCUACUUCAUUCACAUCCACUUCACCCCCAUAGGACUAACAUGCUAAGGAGGCCAUUGGCCUAAUACAGGACAAUACCCCACGACUUCAACAGUGCAAAACAUUGUAUUGAUGACUCUGAUGCCAAAUACCAAGCAGGCUCAUCAUCAGUACCCCUUGACCUUGUGUCCCGUAUUCAAAUCACCAUAUGAACCAAAAUCCCCACUACUAAUGUGCAUGAUUGUUUUAUGAAUACCCACUGUUGUUGGUUGUUCCCCCAGAAAUAGAGACAGCUGUGGGCGUCGGGAUUUGAGCUACGGACCGCAAUGGCUCAAGUAGCACAAAGAUCCAUUGUCACUCAAUCCAAGCAUUCCCCUUAGGACUCUGUCCCCUCAAGAAUGAAUGUCAUCUUGCCUCGUUAAUGAAAAUCAUGCAAUUCUCAGAGCGAUAAUAGUCCACGACAAAACCAGGGCAAAGCCAUAACAUAUCUGUCUAAAUGCAUUUAUUUCCAACCUGUUUCGAAGGCAAAUGCGUUAUUAGUUUGUCCACAUUUGGGUCAAAUUCAGAGGUGCCACUUGAAAUGACGGCCACACCUCUAUACAUCUACGUGAGCAUAAAGUACCAUUGUGGUUGCAGAGCUAGGACUAUACAUGAAUGUCCACUUCGUAGGGUUUACUCAUCUGAGAUGGAAAUGCAAAUAGGCCCCUCCAUCUCCUCUCCACACCUUCUCCUCGCCCUGAGAUCAUACAAUGGGCAGGGGGUUUUCGGGAGAGGGUGGUGCUGUAGACCUAGGAGGAGGGGCAUUGUAGGCACUUUACUAACAUAGGGUAUCCUUAUCGACGUCUGGAAUGUGGUGGACGUGAGGAAUAGAGAGGUGUGCUCGGAGACUUUGCAGGUAGGGUUGACGGUUGCGCCGGGUUGACUGAAACCAGAUUGUGUGUGGUGAUAGCGAGAUAACGGGUUUGAGAUGGACAACUUGUCCAACUGUAUUCCCUCACCACGUUGGGGUUGGCACCUCCGGAAAGGUCUUCCUUAUCACCUGACCUGCAGUACCUUUUUCCCUUAUGUUACCACAAGGGGCCCCAGUGACGUGGAGAGCCAGGGAACGCUGUCAGGCAGAGCACUGCCGUACCCAUAUCCCACGGUUGUGAUUUUAAUCCUAUAGGAUGAGUUGAUGGAUGCACUAGUGGCACUGGACUUACGUUUGCCAAGUAGUGUCGUAGCUUUAGAGAGGCAGCAGACGGGAUACAGCAACAACAUUUCCGCGGGUCCUUGCAGAAUCACGUAUCACCUUGUUCACUAUCUACCCGCCACCAUGGUUUCCAUGUUUCAUUCGUACAUACCUAUGUUUAAUGGGCGCAGCGAGGUUGGCAACGUGAAUUUGCUAUUGUGGUCGCGAACCAGCUCGUGAAUCCGCUCAUGGAUCUAGGAUAUUGGGUAAGGUGGUGCGCUGUCUGUUCUAUGCACGGAUGUACCAACUGUUUGUGAUGAUGUGGUCCAUGGUGGCUCUUCUGUCCAUUGUGGUACCCCGUAGAAAGCCAGAAACACGCAGAGUCAUGCACACACACCCACACCCACACACACACACACAAUAUUGGUUCCAUGUGAAGUCAGUGAACCGUUACUCCUUUGACAUUAGAGGAAAAGCACCAAAGCCUGCCUCUUGGGAGAAAAGCAAUACUGUUGAGUUGAUCCUUGUCUGUCAGUGUCUUUGUACUAUCAAGCCUCUGUUGGUGUAUUCAGAAGGAUCGUGUCGAUGAAGAACAAUGAUCCAUAAGUCUAGUUACUGCGUUUGUAUCUUGUUUUUAUCAGAUUCCUUUUCCCUUCUGUAACUUCAAUCAGAUCUGAGAAUCUGAGAAUCUCCAAAAGAAUACCAUCGGAAUUACAUGUCUUGUGUGUUACUAAGUACGGAGUCAUCGUUCACUGUUUCAGUAUCUCGAGAAGAGCACCGCCUGUUCAAGCCACAAGCUCUGAGCUCGACUGUGCGUGCCUGAGCCGCGGGGCGCAGCAGUGAGCAUGCCCAGUGUAAGUGCUGCUCUAGAGGCAGUCGCAUAGCCGCAGUGAUGCAUGGUGGGUCGCAUGUUAUGAUGGACUAAAAGCUGCGAUCAGCUCAAGUCUGCAUCGAACCGUGGUAGAUCCGUACGACUCACCCUGAGAGCCAACGUCUCAGGCAGCACAGACUAACAGCAUGGCUGGUAGUAUUAGGAGUACUGUUAUAGCACAGUCUUAUUCAGCCCCAUUUGAUACACUCUCGUCAGACUUGCACAACCUUGAAAUUCAACAAAUGACAUUAUGUGAAUGUUCUGCAGCUCAAAAAAAAGAACACUCCAAGUUUCUAACAAAGCAUUGUAGAUUACAUUUGCCACAGGGUAUAUUUAUCCAAUAUGAAGAUGGACAAUGGCAGUCAGGGGACAGAAAUAGAUAUAUAUCCACUCAGUCCUAACAUUGUCUGCCUCGUAUAUAGUAGAUGUAAUAAUCGUCUGAUUUGAUACUCUCCCGCGGCCCACUGCCGGAGCGACUCCUACUCACACUGCCAGGCCACGAGUUUGUGAAGUCUGCUCUCUGCUUCCCACAUUCCAUUGCAGAGAACAUCCACUGUUCCAACCUGCAGUAUACUGUACAGAACAGUACAGGUCCCCUGGCCAAACUGCAUUCUAAAACUCCUUUUCUAUAGGCUCAGUUGUGCGCUGUUUUAGCCCACCAAGGCCAAGUGAAACAAACAAGCCAAAAAAAAAGUAUAUAUUUAAAUCCUUAUUACAAUGGGUGUGCAUGUGCAUUUGUAGCCAACUCAAGCUACCCACAGCACAGUUUACUCUAUAUUUACAUAGAUGUGACUUUUACUCUGAGCUCACAGGUAGCCAGGUUACUGCUUGUUAGAAUCACAACACACACCUAUAGGUGUACACUGUUUUUACCCAUCAUCCUCUACUCCAAGGAGCUGUCCAGGGUUCUGAGGAGGGGCUGUUUUCACUCCCUCACUGGCCUCACCCACGGCGUUUACUGCCAGUGGGUAGUCGUCGCCACAUGGCCAGGCUUAAAAUGGACUCAAGUGGCAAAUAUCAUCCUAACAUAUGACUAAGUGCACUACAUUUGCUAUUUGUUGUUGGGGUUUAACAAGUGCUGCACUUCCAUAAUGUCUUGCUAAAUUGUAACGACCACUGUCAAGCCCAAGCUGAGUAUGAGGGCUAUAAUGUGGCUCGUGCUGAAGAAAACAGCUCGCCCUCUUACCCACCAAAACAUACUCACCCACUUACUGUGAGGCAGUCCAUGACUGACCCAACUCAACUCCCUCGGUCUCCAACAAGACACUUCGUUGAACUAUAAAGUCAAUGUGCAACUCCCCUUAAUAUGUCUCUGUAGUAAUGUCCCACAUUCUCCCUUCUCAUAACUGUGCACCUCAAUCGUUUUUUUCUCUCUGGAUUGUAGAAAACAAGUACAUAUAUAUAUAUAUAUAUGAAAUAAAGGUUUGCAUAAAAGGA